AUGGAGGAUUUGCCAGAGCGGCUUUCAAUAGCUAUCCUCGGCUGCGGCAAACUUGGGACAUCUCUUCUCUGUGGCUUUCUGUCACCGAAGCGUUCUACUCCGACACUCUCUACAUUCCCAUCACUCUUAUCGUCUGUGCGAACUCCCCUCGAGAUAUCUAACAUUAGCGUUACUGUCCGCGAAGCCGCGAGUGUCGAUCGAGUUCGGCAAGCUGUCCUGUCACUGCAGUCCACCUCGUCACCAUCUCGCCCUUCUCCUCCGCAGGUAACCGUGGGAUUGCAAGACCAAAACGCGCGAGCUGCCCAGGAGGCAGACGUCGUAAUACUAGGAUGCAAAUCAUAUGCUUUCGCGGACAUCUUGUGUGACCAAGAUGUUCGGACGGCCCUUCUUGGGAAUGAGAGGAGAAAGACACUGGUUAGUGUAUUGGGUGGCGUCACUAUUGCGCAAUUGCAGAGCUGUCUCUCCGACUCCAACGCACAAGAAUUCAAUGACAAACAGCAACGUCCGGGUAUUACUGACCCGGAAUGUCUCUGCACUAUCGUUCGCGCAGUUCCCAACAUGGCCGCUCGUAAUCGUGAAUCUGUAACUAUCAUUUCGUCCUCAGAUCCGUCCAUCCCGCCUCAGGACGACAACAACCGCCAAGUCAACCGUCUCUUUGCCCUCCUUGGUCCUACCAAGACACUUCUCGAAUCACAAAUCAAUCACGCCUCGGCCAUUGCUGCGUCAUCUCUAGCCUUCUAUGCAAAAAUAAUCGCCGGUGCUGCUGAUGGCGCUUUGGAUUGCGGGAACGGCCAAGGUUUGUCUAAGGAGGAUGCGAUGUGGAUCUCUGCGCAAGCGGUCAGAGGCACCAGUGGGCUUGUAGCUGCUGGCCAAGAUCCCAGCUGUGUUGUGGCAGAGGUCGCCACGAAGGGCGGAAGCACUGCGGCUGGUUUGAAAGUUAUGGAAGAGCGAGGGGUGAUUGAAGCGGUGAGUGCGGCAGUUAAGGAAUGCGCCAGAGCUACAGAAAUGCUCUCAAAUGCGAGUACGAGGUAG
Messenger RNA from Endocarpon pusillum Z07020, 1032 nucleotides. RefSeq lists its product as uncharacterized. The transcript is spliced from 2 exons. Gene Ontology annotation, molecular function: pyrroline-5-carboxylate reductase activity. NCBI's taxonomy places the organism in Eukaryota, Fungi, Ascomycota, Eurotiomycetes, Verrucariales, Verrucariaceae. The coding region runs from base 1 to 1032 and encodes 343 amino acids. The record is from RefSeq and is a predicted model, not a curated record. Gene Ontology annotation, biological process: L-proline biosynthetic process.